UAUUUUUAGCAGCCAAUGAAAACAGUUUAUUUUUCGCCGAGGUUCUUUAAUCCUCAUCCUGAAACUGUAGCACUACCACACUCACUCUCCCCGUUCCGAUUUCACCUUCACCGCCAAACUACCAUACCCUUCCACUCUCUGUAACAUUUCUCCCAACGCAUGUUUGUCUAACCCUCUCAAUGGCACUUUCUCCACUUCACUGUCACCCUCACCCUCACCCUUUCCCUCGCACCCUAACCCUACACCCCCUUUCUACACCAACACCCCCCCUCUCUUUCUCUUCCUUUUCCAACUUCAAAUUUCCUACUCUUUGCACCACCCCUUCCUCCACUACACACCACCCCCUCCCUCCCACUCAAACCUCUUCCUUCGAUUCCAUCAAAACCCUUCUCAAACAAAUCAAAUCUUCAGGUUCCACCCCUACCGCCAACACCUUCGUUACUCUCAUCAAAACCUUUACCGAUUUUCAUAAUAUUGAGCACGUUAUUCAUUUCAUGGAUAAUGAUGAAUUAGGGUUUAAUAAACCUGAUACUAAAUUUUACAAUCUCGCUUUGAAUGCUCUUGUUGACGAUAAUAAGCUUAAAUUUGUUGAAUUGCUUCAUUCCAAGAUGGUUUCUGAUGGUGUUCCUCUUGAUGUUUCAACUUUCAAUGUUUUGAUUAAGGCUUUGUGUAAAGCGCAUCAAUUAAGGCAUGCUAUUUUGAUGCUUGAGGAUAUGGUCAAUCAUCAUGGGUUGAAACCUGAUGAGAAAACGUUCACAACGUUGAUGCAGGGUUUUAUUGAAGAGGGUGAUUUCGAUGGUGCUUUGAGGGUGAGAAAACAAAUGGUUGACUUUGGUUGUUUUUUGACAAUUGUUUCUGUCAAUGUUUUGGUGAAUGGUUUUUGCAAAGACGGUCGUGUUGAGGAAGCGCUUAGAUUCGUUCGUGAGGUUUCCGAGGACGGCUUUUGUCCUGAUAAGGUUACUUUUAACUCUUUGGUCAAUGGCUUUUGUAGAAUUGGAUAUAUUACACAUGCUUUCGAAAUUGUUGAUUUUAUGAUUGAGAAAGGGUUUGAUCCUGAUGUUUAUACUUAUAAUUCAUUGAUAUCUGGAAUGUGUAAAAAUGGUGAAGUUGACAAGGCUAUUGAAAUUUUGCAACUCAUGAUUUUGAGAGACUGUUCUCCGAAUAUGGUAACUUACAACACACUUAUUAGUACAUUGUGUAAGGAGAAUGAAAUUGAAGCUGCAACCGAACUUGCUCAGAUUCUUACCAGCAAGGGGAUGUUGCCGGAUGUUUGUACGUUUAAUACUUUGAUACAGGGUCUCUGCUUGACUAAGAAUCGAGAGAUUGCGAUGGAGUUGUUCGAGGAAAUGAAGAUUAAAGGGUGUCGACCCGACGAGUUUACUUAUAGUAUAUUGAUUGAUAAUUUAUGUUCUGAAAGGAGACUUAAAGAAGCAUUGAUGCUGUUGAAAGAAAUGGAGUUGAGUGGUUGUGCUAGGAAUGUGGUGGUGUACAACACUUUGAUUGAUGGUUUGUGUAAAAGCAGAAGGGUUGAAGAUGCAGAAGAGAUAUUUGAUCAGAUGGAACUUCUCGGGGUGUCGAGAAGUUCUGUAACGUAUAAUACACUUAUUGAUGGUCUUUGUAAAAGCAAGAGAGUCGACGAAGCUUCUCAACUUAUGAAUCAGAUGAUAAUGGAAGGAUUGAAGCCGGACAAAUUCACGUAUAAUUCAUUGCUUAUAUACUUCUGCAGAGUUGGAGAUAUAGAGAAAGCAGCGGACGUCGUGCAAACGAUGACUUCAAACGGAUGUGAACCCGAUAUCGUUACCUAUGGUACACUUAUUGGGGGACUAUGUAAAGCUGGUAGAGUAGAGGUUGCAAGUAAGCUUCUUAGAUCUGUUCAGAUGAAAGAUAUAGUCUUGACUCCACAUGCUUAUAACCCUGUAAUUCAAGCAUUGUUCAGAAGGAAGAGAACAAAAGAAGGAAUGAGGCUUUUCAGAGAAAUGGUGGAAAAGGGUGAUCCACCAGAUGCGGUAACAUACAAGAUUGUUUUCCGCGGAUUGUGUAACGGUGGAGGACCGAUACAAGAGGCUGUUGAUUUUACAGUUGAGAUGUUGGAGAAAGGAAUAUUGCCCGAGUUUCCGUCAUUUGGUUUCUUGGCGGAAGGGCUUUCUUCUUUAUCAAUGGAGGAUACUCUCAUUGAACUCAUCAAUAUGGUGAUGGAGAAAGCGAAAAUGUCGGACAGGGAAACAUCCAUGAUCAGAGGCUUCCUUAAGAUCCGUAAAUUUGGCGAUGCUUUGGCCAAUCUUGGUGGUAUCUUGGAUAGGCAUAAUAAGCCCAGAAGAUAUUGAUUGAGUGGUGACAACUUUGUUGUAACAUGUAGUUGAUUUAAAAUAUGAACAUGUAACUUGUAGUUGUAGGUGGCAUUCAUAUGAACGUUUUCCUUAAUAGAUGAUUUGAAAUAUAAGAAAAAAGUUCAUUCACUUCCCAAUUUUAA
Molecule: messenger RNA, 2470 nt
Organism: Cicer arietinum (chickpea)
Lineage: Eukaryota; Viridiplantae; Streptophyta; Magnoliopsida; Fabales; Fabaceae
Molecular function (GO): protein binding
Source: RefSeq, a predicted model, not a curated record